AUGACGGUUGACUACCUUACCUCCUCCUACAUGACAUCCCCAAAUUCUGAUGAACAACCUACCAGCCCUCAGAAGCCAGGUCUAGCAGCUCGCAUCAGGAGGAUGGUCAAGAAGAAGCAGGAGGACAACACUCCCCCUGACUUGGAAACUAGCACUCUUGCAUCCCAGGAGGACACAGGAUCUUUGUACCAGAUGUGGUCCUCUAUGGCGAAGACCAGGAUCUUCUAG
This is a messenger RNA of Guyanagaster necrorhizus, 228 nucleotides long. RefSeq lists its product as uncharacterized. Bases 1 to 228 code for a protein of 75 amino acids. The record is from RefSeq and is a predicted model, not a curated record. The transcript is spliced from 2 exons. Lineage: Eukaryota; Fungi; Basidiomycota; Agaricomycetes; Agaricales; Physalacriaceae.